Dovyalis caffra is the source of this 1020-nucleotide messenger RNA. The record is from the annotation of a GenBank genome assembly. Lineage: Eukaryota; Viridiplantae; Streptophyta; Magnoliopsida; Malpighiales; Salicaceae.
AUGGUCAUGGCCGUGACAGUCCCCCAUCCACAGGCUGCCUUUUCUGCGUCUUCCUCGUCUUUCUUCGCAAAUCAAAGAGUCUCCAACAUCUUGUUAUUGAAAUCUCGAAGCAAGAACAUCCUUUCCAAUAACAGUACCAACCUACCAGCUUCCAUCUGCAAAGCUUCAUGGCAAGAGCUUGCUGGAGUGGUGAUAUUCUCAGCAAUUCCAUUCACGGCUGUGAAAGCCAUCGCCAAUAGCCCACUUGGAGAGUCUCUCCAGCGGAGAUUGGAAGAGAGGAAGAGACUUGCUGUUCAACAAUCUUCCAAUUUCAAAGCUUUAGCCCAAAAGGCCCGUAAAGAGAGCGUCUGGUAUGGAGAGGAGCGUCCUCGGUGGCUUGGCCCUAUUUCGUACCAGUACCCAACGUAUCUUAGUGGAGAACUACCUGGGGAUUAUGGCUUUGAUGUUGCAGGUCUGGCGAAGGAUCCAGUUGCUUUCCAGAGAUACUUCAACUUUGAAAUACUUCAUGCUCGUUGGGCUAUGCUUGCUGCUCUUGGUGCUCUGAUUCCAGAAGUAUUAGAUUUGUCGGGUGCCUUUCAUUUCAUCGAGCCUGUAUGGUGGCGAGUUGGCUAUUCAAAGCUUAAGGGAGAUACACUGGACUACCUUGGCAUCCCCGGACUCCACUUAGCCGGAAGCCAAGGAGUGAUUGUAAUUGCUUUUUGUCAAGCCAUACUAAUGGUUGGACCGGAGUAUGCAAGAUAUUGUGGAAUAGAGGCUUUGGAGCCUCUGGGAAUUUACUUGCCUGGUGAUAUCAAUUACCCAGGAGGAAUACUGUUCGAUCCCUUGAACCUCUCCAAAGACCCUGUAUCUUUUGAGGAGUUGAAGGUAAAAGAAAUUAAAAAUGGGCGCCUGGCAAUGGUUGCCUGGCUAGGCUUUUACAGCCAGGCAGCUUUGACUGGAAAAGGCCCUAUUCAGAAUCUGCUGGAGCACAUAUCUGAUCCACUUCACAAUAAUCUGCUUUCCACCCUUAAGUUGCUGUAA